UCGAUACAACUCACUCCCCGUCUUGAUCGCUUAACCGCACGAGACUGAUCUUCUUUAAGUUUGUUUUUUUAUUUAUUUUCGUCGCGACUUCCCGCUCGUGGAUAUACUUGUUAUUGCUGAUCUUGUUCAGUUUAUGGAAACGCAUUGAGCUGGUUUUGAAUUUUUUUUUUUUUUGAAGUUUAGUAGUAGCUCAGUCUUUAAGAAGAAAAUAAAGACAUGGAUCCUACAACCGAAGACUACUUCGCCUACGACCCUGAGGACGAUUAUGAAGAAUCAGCAAACAGCUCUAUGUGCAGUUACAAUGAAUGGGAGCCCUCCUACUCUCUCAUCCCUGUUCUCUACAUGCUCAUCUUCAUCCUGGGCCUCUCCGGGAAUGGCAUCGUCAUCUUCACUGUUUGGAAGGCUCAGUCCAAGCGCAGGGCCGCGGACGUCUACAUCGGGAACCUGGCUCUGGCCGACCUGACGUUCGUGGUGACCCUGCCCCUGUGGGCGGUCUACACGGCCAAGGGUUACCACUGGCCUUUCGGCGUGGCCCUCUGCAAGAUCAGCAGCUACGUGGUGCUGCUCAACAUGUAUGCCAGCGUCUUCUGCCUGACCUGCAUGAGUCUCGACCGCUACAUGGCCAUCGUGCACUCCCUGACCAGCACGCAGCUGCGGACGCGCAGUCACAUUCGAAUCUCGCUGGCCCUCAUCUGGUUCCUCGCCGGCUUCCUGGCGUCUCCCACCCUGCUCUUGCGCACGACAGUGUCCAACCCAGAGGACAACCGUACCAUCUGCAGCAUGGACUUCAGCCUGGUGGUUUCCAACAGUAGCCAGGAGCCCCUGUGGAUCGCCGGGCUAAGCAUCUCUUCCUCCUUGUUGGGGUUCCUCCUGCCCCUGCUGGCCAUGAUGGUGUGCUACGGCUUCAUCGGCUGCACGGUGACGCGUCACUUCAACAGCCUGCGCAAGGAGGAUCAGCGCAAACGCCGUCUGCUGAAGAUCAUCACCACACUGGUGGUGGUUUUCGCCGCCUGCUGGCUGCCCUUUCACUUGGUGAAGAGCCUGGACGCCCUGUCUUACCUGGAGCUGGCGCCGGACUCCUGCACUUUCCUCAGCUUCCUGCUAAUGGCUCACCCUUACGCCACCUGCCUGGCCUACGUCAACAGCUGUCUCAACCCGAUCCUCUACGCUUUCUUUGACCUACGCUUUCGCUCCCAGUGCCUGUGUCUCCUCAACCUGAAGAAAGCCCUGCACGCCAGCCCCGGCAGCUCCCUGUCCUCCCAGAAGACAGAGGCCCAGUCGUUGGCCACCAAAGUGUGAGGGUGGGUCACCGAGAGCGGUGGAAUGCUCGUGCGGGACUUAAGCUUCCUUUUUGCCCUGUUCAGGUGUCUCUGAUGAUUCUGGAAAUUUCUAACAACAGCAGCAACAACAACAACAACAACAGCAAAAGCCCACAGACUCUCU
Molecule: messenger RNA, 1443 nt
Organism: Chanos chanos (milkfish)
Lineage: Eukaryota; Metazoa; Chordata; Actinopteri; Gonorynchiformes; Chanidae
Product: apelin receptor B-like
Exons: 1
Coding region: 217-1299 (360 amino acids)
Biological process (GO): immune response; calcium-mediated signaling; neutrophil chemotaxis
Cellular component (GO): membrane; external side of plasma membrane
Molecular function (GO): C-C chemokine binding; C-C chemokine receptor activity
Source: RefSeq, a predicted model, not a curated record